This is a messenger RNA of Candidula unifasciata, 255 nucleotides long. Lineage: Eukaryota; Metazoa; Mollusca; Gastropoda; Stylommatophora; Geomitridae. The record is from the annotation of a GenBank genome assembly.
UGCCUGUCUGUCUUGGUCUCUCAGUGCCUGUCUGUCUUGGUCUCUCAGUGCCUGUCUGUCUUGGUCUCUCAGUGCCUGUCUGUCUUGGUCUCUCAGUGCCUGUCUGUCUUGGUCUCUCAGUGCCUGUCUGUCUUGGUCUCUCAGUGCCUGUCUGUCUUGGUCUCUCAGUGCCUGUCUGUCUUGGUCUCUCAUUGCCUGUCUGUCUUGGUCUCUCAGUGCCUGUCUGUCUUGGUCUCUCAUUGCCUGUCUGUCUUG